Molecule: messenger RNA, 531 nt
Organism: Penaeus monodon (black tiger shrimp)
Lineage: Eukaryota; Metazoa; Arthropoda; Malacostraca; Decapoda; Penaeidae
Exons: 3
Coding region: 1-531 (176 amino acids)
Source: RefSeq, a predicted model, not a curated record
AUGGCUUUCAUAGGCCUGAGUAAAGGAUUUGAUACCGUUAACAGGAAAAUGUUAUGGUGGAUACUAGAAAAAAUUGGGGUUCCAGCGAAAUUCUUAACCAUCCUUCGUCAAUUUCAUGAUGGCAUGCAGUCACAAAGUUGCAGUACGCAGGCGACCUUGUACUUCUUUCAAAUUCACCUACAGACCAGUCUCAGCCUCUUCAACGCCUACUGCAGACCUACAGACCAGUCUCAGCCUCCUCAACGCCUACUGCAGACCUACAGACCAGUCUCAGCCUCCUCAACGCCUACUCUAGACCUACAAACCAGUCUCAGCCUCCUCAACACCGCAUACGAAGCAAUGGGCCUUAAGGUAAACAUCGGCAAAACAGAGAUCAUACAAGGACAAAAUGAGACCUAUCAACCGGUCUACAUCCACAAGAACAUAGAAAUCAAUGUUAGGAUAAGCAAGACCUCUGUGGCAUUCGGACGGCCUGGCCAGCCAGUUUUCAACAACCAUAACCUUAAAGCCACAACCAAGGCUGAAGUGUAA